AUGGAAGCUUUAGCUCUUGCGUACACAGCACCGUCCAUAGUGAACGUCGUGGUCCUGGGCACCUACCUCUUGCUUCUAACAAUCUUCUACCAUGCAUUCCAACGGAUCUUCUCGGCAGGCAUUUUGGGUCCUCUCGUUCUCGGAGCCGUAUACGCCCGACCGCUCGGAGACAUCCUACCGCAGGAUGUGCAAUCGGCUGUGCUCGCGAUAGGCUAUCUCGGAUUGAUCCUGCUCAUCGUUCAGGGCGGUCUCGAAGCGCGAAUGGACAUCAUGUCGAGUCCGAAGAACCUGCUCGUAUCUAUUCUGGUCGGCGGAACUGGUAUCCUGCUACCGAUCGGCAUCAGCAUGGCACUUUUGCCAUGGGGUUUCGGCUUUGGCUUUCUCGAAAGCUUCGCCGUCGGCGCAGCCUUGGGAUCCACCAGCCUGGGCACGACAUUCGCCGUCCUGAGCUCCUUUAGCGGCUCGCAGAACGGGUCGGACGGCGGAUACACCAAUGAUGCGACGCACAGCAUUGCCUCUACUCGCAUCGGCACCAUCCUGAUCGGUUCGGCACUCCUGGACGAUAUCGUGGGGUUGGUCAUCACCGGUGUGAUCGCAUCCCUCGGUCCCUCUUCAGGAUCCGAACAAGGCGGAUCCAUCUCCAUCGCACCUUGGACAAUCGCUCGUCCCAUCGUGGCCUCUUUCCUCUUGAUCGUGGUCUCCUGCCUCCUUUCACGCUACGCGCUCCGACCCAUCACCCGGCUGGCGGCGCUUCGAUACCAACGAUCGCGCGAAGCUCGUCUCGAUGUUGAAGAAGGAAGUUCCGCCCCUGGCUCGAAGUUCGGAAAAUCGAUGAGACACCUUCUAGCCGAUGCCGGCUCGCAACAGCUCCUCGCCGCAACGCUUCUUAUCAUCACGGUGCUUGCCUACUCGGUGAUAAGCGAGGAGAUCAAAUCUUCGCUCCUCAUCGGCGCCUUUUGCGCCGGAGCCAUGAUGAAGUAUGUCUACGGCACUUUCUUGGACACCGCUUCUCCGCCGCCCAACUCGACUUCCAGCACCAUCCUUCGAUUGUGGUCGCCAGAACACCUGCUUUCGACCCAAACGGCGCUCGGCGUCGUGCAGGAGACCAUCCUCAUGCCGUUCUUCUUCUCAAGCAUCGGGUCGGCUAUUCCCGUCAAGUCGAUGUUUGAAGGCAAGACCGUGUGGCGAGGUGUCAUCUUUGCGGGUCUCAUGGCGUUUGCGAAGGUCUGCGCGGGGGGUUGGAUCUAUGUUGCCGAUUGGCUGGAGCAAAAGAUGGAGGACAGGGCCGGGAGGGCCGAUAGGCGCAAGCAGAAGCAGCUGGCCGACACUCGACAGGCCGUCACCCAGGAUGGUUCGAUCGAGAUGCAGGGCGAAGCGUCGAACGAGGAGGGAUCCAUUAUCCGUGCAGCGGAGGCCGCAGCGCCGAAACAGCCCGUCUGGCCCGCAGCACUGUUCCUCGGCACAGCGCUCAUGUCGCGCGGCGAGAUUGGUUUCCUCAUCAUCAACCUCGCCAGCCAGGAGGGCCUCGUCAACGAGCAGGCCUUCAACGUCGCCACCUGGGCCAUCGUCCUCAACACUCUCGCUGGGCCCAUGUCGAUUGGCAUCUUGAUGCGCACACAGCACGGGCAAGACAUCAUCAGGCGCAGCCCAAAUGGCAGGAAAUAUCGAUGGAGGUGA
Kalmanozyma brasiliensis GHG001 is the source of this 1677-nucleotide messenger RNA. RefSeq names its product Cation/H+ exchanger. The record is from RefSeq and is a predicted model, not a curated record. Gene Ontology annotation, biological process: proton transmembrane transport. The transcript has a single exon. Gene Ontology annotation, molecular function: antiporter activity. NCBI's taxonomy places the organism in Eukaryota, Fungi, Basidiomycota, Ustilaginomycetes, Ustilaginales. Gene Ontology annotation, cellular component: membrane. Bases 1 to 1677 code for a protein of 558 amino acids.